This is a messenger RNA of Ostrinia furnacalis (Asian corn borer), 830 nucleotides long. RefSeq names its product hemolymph juvenile hormone binding protein (gene hJHBP). NCBI's taxonomy places the organism in Eukaryota, Metazoa, Arthropoda, Insecta, Lepidoptera, Crambidae. The coding region runs from base 77 to 802 and encodes 241 amino acids. The record is from RefSeq and is a predicted model, not a curated record. The transcript has 5 exons.
AGUUUAAAUUAUCACUAACAGACGCGAAUUGGAACCGACUGAGAAGUGAAUAAAGUUGAUAAAAGUUUGUGGAAAAAUGGAAGUGCUAAAAUUGUUUUUCUUGUUUGCGUUAUGUAAGAGUGCUCUAUCAGAAGAAAACAUUUUACACCCAUGCAAAAUAAAGGACAUGGACUGCUUAAGUAGCACGACCCAAAGCUUUCUAGGCAAAACUUGCGCUGGUAUCCCUGCCUAUAACAUCAAGGCCAUAGACCCCCUGGUCAUCUCAGAGCUGACCUAUGAGGUUCCACAGUCAGACUUGGUCUUCCACUUCAAGAAUAUAACUGUGACAGGUUUGAAGAACCAAAAGAUCGCAGAUUUUAGAAUGGACAGAGAUGCCAAAUCCGUCGUGCUGCAGACUCGGGUGGAUGCCAACAUCGUCGCUGACAUGACGGUGGAGAUACCGAAACUAUCGAAGUCUUUCACGGGAACUUACUACGCUAAGACAACCGCUCUCGUCACCUCAAAAUACAACUACGAGCUGAUUCCAAACAAGGAUGGCGUGGAGUACUUCGAAGUCGGCCCCGAGACCAUCACUUGCGAGACCCUGGGCACUCCCGAGGUCACCCUGGACUCCAAGCUCAUGGAAGCUAUCUCCACAGACCCAGACACGUUAGCAAGGAAAAAUGACUACGAAAAGCGAUCCGUAGAACUCCGUCGCGACCUGUUGUCAGUCAUCAUGGCGAAAUCAUACAUCACUGUCAUACACAACCUACGUGCUGCAGCGAGAGUGUUCCCGAAAACCGCUUUCUUCAUAGACAUAUAAAUGAAACAAUAAAUUAUUUAAAUGAUUA